AUGUUCCAUCUUCGGAGUAUCCUCGUACUUCUCUUCCUGGCUCUUUCUUCGGCCACUGCUCGUCUUCAGGUCAAGCGUCAAAGCCAAGUGCCGAACGUUCCAGAGUUACGAACCAACGCUGCUCGGUUGUCUGCAGGCCUCACCCCUCUCCCACCCGUCAGGAGAGAUCCCACACGCGUCCAAGAGAAGCGAACUCGCACUUCAAGUUCUCCUGGUUGCGAGGACCACGAUCAAGAGUACAUCAAGGUGUACCGUAAGAGCAGCGGAAACCUCAUCGGCUACCUCAAGCAAGACACCGUCUCCGGAUCUAUCAAAGCAUAUGGUAUCACGAGCAGCAAGAACAGCGCCAUGCGCAUCACAUUCUCGAGCACUCCUUCAAAUCCCUUCGAUGUGUCCAUUACCAGCUCUAGCACAUACCCUUACCUCGGCUUCGCUGGCAAUGACCUGACGGGGGGUAGCUCCAUCGCAAACGCUUUGGUUGCCACAAAGUAUAUCAAUGCCAACUCCGUUGCUAGCACCGUAGGAAACUCCUAUAGCUCAUCAUUCCCCAAGUCGGAGUCCUCCAUCUGGGCCUACAACACUGGAACCAAGGAGCUUACCCCUCAAUGGGUCAACUCCAACGGAGGCAAGGCUCCUACAUAUCUCGUUUACGACCCCAACGGUUCUGGCUACAUUCAGAUCACUGGCGACGUAGCGAAAUUCCAGAGCGCCCAUCCCGCGGCCUAUGUCGUUCAAUUUUUCGUCUUUACAAACUAACCUUGGAAAUCUGUCUCGAGCCAGAGUCCCAAGGCCUCAAACCACCUGGCGUGUCGAACAACACACUAUCUCCAACCCUCCUACCCCACAAUACGAAUUAUCACACACCCCGUGUUCGGACAUCAUACUCACACUAAUUUUAACAGCGUUUUUCCGUAUGAUAUAAGUAUGCACAUUCCGCCCGCUCUUUUUCCCCGAAUGGACACAUUCCCUUGGACUAUACUACACACGUGCUCGUGUAUUCCCUCUCAUUUCUUGACCUUAUGGACUGCAUAUACAUACGAAAUUUACGCAGACUCAAUUUUUACGCUCGGACAAGUAUGUCGUUCCGACGGUGGGACACUUCAAUCUACUCUUUAGUUAAUUUCAAUUGGACAACUUGAUAUA
Molecule: messenger RNA, 1143 nt
Organism: Laccaria bicolor S238N-H82
Lineage: Eukaryota; Fungi; Basidiomycota; Agaricomycetes; Agaricales; Hydnangiaceae
Exons: 10
Coding region: 1-756 (251 amino acids)
Source: RefSeq, a predicted model, not a curated record